GAUUUUUAAUAUCCGAUAGAGAUUUUCAAAAUUUUGAAAGUGGAGUCGUUAUUGAGCUAUCUUUAGUACUUAGUAUAUAGAUUUAAAUUCGUUUUUCAUUGUUCUUAAAGCUAUGCAGACAAGACAGUCAGUGUCAAGGUAUUCACUUUAAAAACUCUAUCUUUUGAUUUAGUUUGCGAAUGUAUUUUCGAAAAGAAAAAGUUUCUUCUAAACAAUCAGCAGUUGUUUCAAAUCGCUUUCAAACUUUAAGGUUAUAUAAUUUGCAUGGAAAUCGCAUAUUGCCGAUCAGCUACUUAGUUUGUUGCGGACGAAAGAGGAGGACUUUUUUGUGUCGAGUGCGUUAAAGUCUCUAGUUUUUUAAAGUAUGGAAUGCAACUACCAUGUUGGUUUGUAUUUUAAUGAAUUGAAAAUUGCGCGUAAAGUUUUCCUACAAGGUACGAAUUAAGUUGUCUUUGCAGGUAUAUAUAUUCAUAAAACGGUAUGUAUAUAUAUAUACAUACGUGCAUGCAUUUAUACGGGCAUAUUCGCGGAAGUUGAUUUGAAAAUGAAACCUUCAAUGUUGGUGCUUUUCACUAGCUAGUGUAUACCUACAUGCAAAAGGAUCUGCUUACUGCGCAUGUACACUAUCGAACUCGAAAAGGCUGUUCUCUCCCAGCCUGGUUAUUGCAUUUUGUUUUAAAAGCGACUUUCAUACAAUACACAACACAGAUUUUCAAAUAAAAUACUGUAACUCUGUAUACAAUCAUAAAAAAAAAUAAUUCAAUUAGUUGAUUAGGAAAAGUGAAGUAUAACGGAAAUAUCAGUUACAAGCUCACAGAAACGCGUGUGGGAAGAUUUUUUUUAAAUAACAAAUAUCAGAGCAAAGAAAGUUAGUUUUUCACGAAUUUGUACUCUGCUCGGUUAAAAAUGAAUCGAUUUACGUAUCGGAGCGCUUACGAAUUGUUGCAUUGAUUCAAUUUCUUGGAAGUUCAAAAUGGAAUAACCUACAUAGCAAGGAAAUAAUAUUAUCGAUUUUAAAUGUUGCGUUUUAACGAAGUUAAAUGAAACGCAAACCCCAUUUAACGUUCAAUGUAGUAUAGUAAAGGUAAAUCAAUUUGUUUGCAGUGCAAAAAGUUGAAACGAAAAAAAUAAAUUAAAAGUAUAAGUUAAAAAUUUAAUAUACAUACAUAUAUGUACAUAUAUAAAAAAGUGUACCAAUUGAAAACCAAAAAGCUUAAAGCAUUAAAUAAACAAUAUCAAAAGUGAAACUUGGCAUAGCAUAGCAGCCGCAGCAUACGGCAUAGUGCAGCAACAACAGGAGCCAGCGACAGCACCCAAUCACCUUCUUAAAACCAUUUAGUAAAUUAGCACCAACCCAACGGAGACGGUUCUACUCACUCAACACAUAUUACAUUUAACUGCAACACCGUUAUACUGAUCCGUAAACACAAAACCUCAAAUUACUGCUAAUUCGAAAGAAAAAGAAAUUUAAAUAAAAUUGCAGACACAAUAGUUGUGCUCGAGCAAAAACCGAAAAAAAAACAUUCAACCAACAAAAUAAAUUGAAAGGUGAACAGCAGACUGUAACUGUAAUACUUUUAAAUUAGCUCAAAAAAUGGGGUGCUUAAGUAGUAAAGACCGUCUGACUAAAGAGGAUAUGGAGUUUUUGAAAUCGCAUACUCGCUACGACGAGGCCACAAUUAAGGAAUGGUAUAAAGGAUUCAAGCAAGAUUGUCCCAACGGCCGUUUGACGCCGGCCAAAUUUGUGGACAUGUACAAAAUGUUCUUCCCGUCUGGAAAUGCCGAGGAGUUUUGUGAUCACGUUUUUCGCACCUUCGACAUGGACAAAAAUGGUUAUAUUGAUUUUAAGGAAUUUCUACUUGCUAUAGACGUUACAUCGAGUGGCACUCCCGAGGAGAAGCUUAAAUGGGCUUUUCGCAUGUACGACGUAGAUGGUAAUGGCGUAAUUGACAUACAAGAAAUGACGAAAAUUGUUCAGGCAAUAUACGAUAUGCUUGGCGCGUGUUCAUCGAAUCGACCAGCAGAUUCUGCUGAGGAGCGUGCAAAAAAUAUAUUCGCUAAAAUGGACGAAAAUAAUGAUGGUCAAUUAACUCAAGAUGAAUUUUUAAAAGGGUGUCUGCAAGAUGAGGAACUUUCAAAAAUGUUGGCCCCAUAAACAGAAUUCAAUACAAAAACUCCCGGAAAAAACAAAGAACAAACUAUACAAAUAAAAAAAAAUAAA
This is a messenger RNA of Bactrocera latifrons, 2221 nucleotides long. Its product is annotated as neuronal calcium sensor 2. Bases 1595 to 2155 code for a protein of 186 amino acids. Gene Ontology annotation, molecular function: calcium ion binding. The record is from RefSeq and is a predicted model, not a curated record. The transcript is spliced from 4 exons. Lineage: Eukaryota; Metazoa; Arthropoda; Insecta; Diptera; Tephritidae.